AUGUCCCGCCCAGAUUCUUCCUCCGCCGCUCAGAAUGGCACCACUACCACCACCACUAGUGCACUUUCGCAGAGCAAUAUCAGUCAGGUUCCACGCGCAAACCACAGCAGUGUUGACCGAUUUGCUCGGGCUUCAGCUUCGGAAGGCCCAUACUACGCUGGUGCAGCUGCAGCAGAGCGAUCCACUCAUCUCGCUGGGCUAGCAAAUCAAGUCAAUGCUCUGGAUGAGAUCAUGAAGAGCCGGAAGUAG
Messenger RNA from Penicillium pulvis, 249 nucleotides. RefSeq lists its product as uncharacterized. The transcript is spliced from 2 exons. Bases 1 to 249 code for a protein of 82 amino acids. The record is from RefSeq and is a predicted model, not a curated record. NCBI's taxonomy places the organism in Eukaryota, Fungi, Ascomycota, Eurotiomycetes, Eurotiales, Aspergillaceae.